AUGUGCCUGUCACUUUCUUUACUCUUUUACUUUAUCACUUUAAUAUGGAUUGGUGAUUUCACUUCUACUGCCGGAUAUAUUGUAUAUUGCCCAUGCAUGGGUAGAUUUGGCAAUCAAAUGGAACAUUUCCUUGGCAUGUUGGCAUUUGCGAAAGCUCUUAAUAGAACUUUAGUUUUACCUCCAUUUGUUGAAUAUUAUCAUGAAAGGAAACAAGCAAUUAUGGCAGAUUUCGACAAAUAUUUUUUGGUUAAACCGUUACGUAAUUUUCAUAAAAUGAUUGUUAUGCGUGAAUUUAUCAAGAAAAUUGCACCAGAUGUUUGGCCAUUAAGUGAAAGGAAAGCAUUUUGUUGGCAACCACGUCAAAGUAUCUAUGAUAGAAAAAAACCAUCUGGUUGUCAUGCUAAAGAGGGAAAUCCAUUUGGUCCAUUUUGGGAUUAUUCGAAUAUAAGCUUUGUCGACGAUGUUUAUUAUGCUUCAGAUUUUUCUGAAGCACAUUUUAUUGACUCCGUGAGCGUUCGAAAAAAGUGGGAAGAAAGAUUUCCGGUUGACCGAUAUCCAGUUUUAUCAUUUAUUUCGGCUCCGGUAGCAUUUCCAGCACGAACGGACCAUCAUCAUUUGCAGAGAUAUCUUCGUUGGUCAGAACCAAUUGUGACAGAGGCUAACAAAUUUAUAGCAGAAUCACUUGAAAAACCAUUUAUUGGUAUUCACUUGCGGAAUGAUAUUGACUGGAAGAAUUUAUGUCACAUGGUACACGAGAAUGAAACUGAAAAAUUAUUUGGUUCAGCAAUUUGUACUGGUAGAAAUGGUAAAUUAACUGCGGAAAUGUGUCUACCUUCACUGGAAACAAUUAUCAAAGAUGUUACGAAGGAGGUAUUAAAAUUGAAAGUACGAUCGAUAUUCGUAUCAAGUGAUCGAAAUCAUUACAUCGAUGAAUUAAAACAAGGAUUGGCUCCUCUGCGGAUUACAAUUCAGCGUCGCUAUCCCGAAAAUCUACAUGUAAAUUUGGCGAUUCUCUCAAUGGCAGAUCAUUUCAUUGGUAAUUGUGUAUCUACUUUGAGCGCAUUUAUAUAUCGGCAGAGGAAGUAUGCAUCAAGCAUUCCCAGACCUUCAUCUUUUUUUGCUCAGAAUUAUUUCAUAAAAAAUAAAGACGAACUGUAA
Brugia malayi is the source of this 1158-nucleotide messenger RNA. RefSeq names its product GDP-fucose protein O-fucosyltransferase 1 precursor, putative. Gene Ontology annotation, molecular function: peptide-O-fucosyltransferase activity. The coding region runs from base 1 to 1158 and encodes 385 amino acids. The record is from RefSeq and is a predicted model, not a curated record. Gene Ontology annotation, biological process: protein O-linked glycosylation via fucose; Notch signaling pathway. NCBI's taxonomy places the organism in Eukaryota, Metazoa, Nematoda, Chromadorea, Rhabditida, Onchocercidae. The transcript is spliced from 7 exons.